This is a messenger RNA of Tribolium castaneum (red flour beetle), 2854 nucleotides long. RefSeq lists its product as uncharacterized. The transcript is spliced from 6 exons. Gene Ontology annotation, molecular function: RNA polymerase II cis-regulatory region sequence-specific DNA binding; DNA-binding transcription factor activity, RNA polymerase II-specific. The coding region runs from base 268 to 2448 and encodes 726 amino acids. The record is from RefSeq and is a predicted model, not a curated record. Gene Ontology annotation, biological process: regulation of transcription by RNA polymerase II. Lineage: Eukaryota; Metazoa; Arthropoda; Insecta; Coleoptera; Tenebrionidae. Gene Ontology annotation, cellular component: nucleus; PcG protein complex; chromatin.
CCAACCGUCGGGUUUGAUGGACAGUCGUAUUUUUAUUUGUGAUAAGAAUGAUAUAACAAAGGUUCCACUCGUUAUCAAUGUGUUUACAACUGAGCAAAUGAAUUUGCGACAAGGGUUUUUUCGGGUGGAAUUCCAUUUAGCACCCCCUGGCGAAGUAGGGGGCAAGUUCCCAAUUUACUUAACUUAAAAUUAAAAUACCUCCUUGUUUUUGUUUUUGUAUGUCGACAUUGGGAUGUGUAAUGUGGUAGUUUUUAUUUUUUUCACACCAUGGAGGUCUGGAACUGCCCCGAAAAAGUGCAAAAUCAAAAUGAAAAUUCAUUCAUGUUGAACAACGAUUUUAUCGACGACACUUUCGACUUUAGUUUUAAUAAUGUGUACGAAAAAGCGACCGAAAACCUUACGAAAUAUGACGAUAAAGAGAAAAAUUCGACAAGUCUUGUUAAAUUGGAAGAAAACGAUGAAAAUGCCGGUUACAUCCAUCAUACGGUUUCUUUGGACGAAAUUUACAUGCACAUCCAUCCGGGGGCUUCCAAGAAAAUGCCGGAAAAACCAUCCCAUGCCACCUUGACAAUCACAAGUACAGACCCCACAACCAAAGAAACCACAGUAAACCGUUACAAUUGCGAAUACGACGGUUGCACUCGAACCUACAGCACUGUUGGUAACCUGCGAACACACAUGAAAACCCACAAAGGUGAAUACAGGUUUAAAUGUACAGAAUCCAACUGCGGCAAGGCCUUUUUGACCUCAUACAGUCUAAAAAUACAUAUCAGAGUUCACACCAAAGUGAAGCCUUUUGAAUGCAAAAGCCCCGGUUGUGAUAAAGCGUUCAACACUUUGUACCGGUUAAGGGCCCACGAGCGGUUACAUAACGGCAAAACGUUUAAUUGUGAGUCCGAAGGCUGCAUGAAGUUUUUUACCACACUGUGUGACUUAAAGAAACACACUCGUACUCACACCCGUGAAAAACCUUACAAAUGUAAGGAGGACGGGUGUGGGAAAGCGUUUACAGCAAGCCACCACCUGAAGACCCAUCAGAGGAUCCACAGUGGGGAGAAGCCCUACAUUUGUAAAGAGUCAAGUUGCAGUCGGGCUUUUGCAACUCUUCAUAGCCUCAAGUCGCACAUAAAGACCCACCAGAAGUCCGAACUUAAGUUGGAAGGUCAGGAGGAAAAGGACGAUUCAGUCAAACCUGAGCUUGGGGAAAAUGAACGGCGAAAUAAUGAUAUCAAUGUGCCUUUUGAUUUUGAGGGAAGCUACACGAUCGGGAGUUUCGGAAGUGCCUUAGAUACCUGGGAUGACUUGGAGAAAGCUGAGUCCAAGAAAAGUGAUGUCACCACGAAACAAGUACCUGAACCUAACAAUCUAACCGAAUCCAACCUAGAACCAGUCAAUUUCGACAACCUAUUUAAAAACUCGUACAACCUAGUCAACAACAACUACAUCGCUCGAAACCCCGACGCCAGUCUCCCACCCCUAACAUUAGACAACAAAGCCAAAUACGCCGCUGUCAUCGAAGCCGACCUAAGUUCCCAGUUCGAAAUGGCCAACGGUUUGAAAAAUUACGCGACGGUCAACACUGCCGAACCAAUUCCCACCCAACUUCCUUACAACAUUGGCACCGAGAACAUCGAGAACGGCAAAGCUGGAGAGACCCUAAACGACACCCAAAUGGAACUCGAAGACAGUUCCAUAAUAACAGAAAUCGAAGACGCAGGGAUAAAUUUUGACGUUGAUAUGUUCGAUAAUGUGUUCAACGACGAUAAAAAUAAAAAAGUCAACGUAAUAAGCGUGAAAAAAAUCGUGCCUCCGGAGAAUGAUCUAGUGAACUUGGACAAGCAGAUUUACACUCCGGAGGCCCUUCAGAUGUCGCUGGCGUGCGACGAAGAAGUGCCUUCGAUGUGGGUGGACGUCAUGAACUACUACAACUCGGGCCAAGCCAAUGUCUUUGAACAGAACACAAUCGACGACAGUCAAGUCAUCGCUGUACCGACGGCCGUCCAAUCAUACGUCAAUCUCCCCCCACUCCAAACAACUGACAAUCAGCUCGACAGCACCUACAACCAAUUGAACAGCUUCCUGAUGCAGAAUCUGGAACAAACGACUAACACCGACGCCAACUUGCUGAAGAAUUUAACAGCCGAGGCUGACAUUUGCAAAUGUGUGGACUGCAAAUGCGAUUCGGUCAAUAAUUGUCAAAAUUGCGAAGGUCACGAUCGGGCUGAGGCGCCCCAAGCUCAAAACUGCCAAUCUAAGGUCAGUUGCUGCAGCAAGCCAGUGAAGAAUCUAGGGUGUGGAGGGGACAAAAAUGAUUGUUGUGUCGUCGUUUGUUUGAAGACUUUGGACCAGUUGAGGCAAAUUCUGAAUAUGGCGAGUACUUGCGGAGGGUUUCAGAAUUUAACGCUGGGGUGCAUCAAAGGGGGGCAGUUUUGCGCCGUGCAAAAGUAGACCGCUUAAGCCGAAUUAACGUAGCAUUGUGAUUGGAUAGGGCCAAAGUGCUGUUAACUUUAGAUGUACUAAUUUCCGUGUGAUGUGCCAAAAAUAGUGUAGUGCAAUAAUAUUACGUUGUGAUAUUUACAAUUUUUUAACAAAUUAUGUAACUUUUUUAAGCUAGUGUAGUCGAGUGCAGCUGGGGCAGACGUAAGGGCGCGCCGUUGCUUCUGCCGCGCGCUGUACAAGUAUUCCUCAACUUCCUCGAUAAUUGUAAUUGUAAUACUUGCGCGUACUAAUGAGAGAGCAGCCGUGAAGUUUACAUUCUAGUCAUUUUACUUUAAUUCUCCUGUUACUUAUUGCCCUUCAAGGCUUAUGUAUGGUAAAAGUUGAAUACAUAUUCUUAAUAAAAUAUUAUUUGACA